Acromyrmex echinatior (Panamanian leafcutter ant) is the source of this 3332-nucleotide messenger RNA. RefSeq names its product Suppressor of Triplolethal (gene Su(Tpl)). Gene Ontology annotation, biological process: snRNA transcription by RNA polymerase II; positive regulation of transcription elongation by RNA polymerase II; transcription elongation by RNA polymerase II. The record is from RefSeq and is a predicted model, not a curated record. Gene Ontology annotation, molecular function: cis-regulatory region sequence-specific DNA binding. Gene Ontology annotation, cellular component: transcription elongation factor complex. Lineage: Eukaryota; Metazoa; Arthropoda; Insecta; Hymenoptera; Formicidae.
GCAUAAGAUUGGCGAAAAACCUAAUAUACAGUUCCUAGGAAAUGAUGGGCAUCUCAGCAUUCCAUCCAUCAACGGAGUGGCCAGAUUCACCUUUAGCGUCUCCAGCAGCCAGGACAUGGAGGGUUCCCAGGGUGGUUUCGAGCUUGCUCAACAGACCGGCCCUAAAAGCCUCGAGAGCCUCGGCGCUAUACCAUACAAGAUGCGGAUACAGGCAAACGAUGACGUUUACGAGACCACCAGGCACAGAAUGGCGGUCGUUGAGGAGAAUAACAAGAACAAAUGCACGAGGGUGAUUAAGGCGAACGGUCCAGAUAUCGGACGCAAGGUGAAAGUGAAAGGAACCGGAAGAACAAUACCUCCUCCGUCAUCGUAUGCAAGGCAUCGGGAAUCUACGAUGAGCAUUCCAACUUCCGGCAAUAGUCAGCCCAAAGCCUCAACCAACAAGCCGAUCGCUAAUAGUAGUAAUAAUAAUAGUAGCCAUCUAUCGGCGGCUCACAAUCAAGAGAAAAAACCAGUUUCUGACAUUAUGCGCAGGCCACUUAAGGAAAGACUUAUCCAUGUUCUUGCUUUGAGGCCCUAUAAAAAGCCCGAGCUUUACGAGCGCAUCAAAAAAGAGGGUUUGAGAGAACGAGAGCGACCCGUCAUGCAGACGCUUCUAAAGCAAGUAGCUUACAUGCGUGACAACACGUAUCACUUGUAUAGGCACAUCUGGAACGAUGUGCAGGAGGAUUGGCCUUUCUAUACCGAGCAGGAAAGGACAAUGUUGAGGAGGCGGAAACCUCAAAACCUUACUCCACCCGGCUCGAGCGACGGCGGUUCCAGCGGCAGUGGUCAGUCGCCCAAUUCCAUUCAUGCGGGCUCACCGCCGGCUAUCACGGCACCUCCGCCCAAUUUGGUUAGUAACAAGAGACCAGGAUACUAUCAGGGUAACGACGGACUACCAACGAAGAAGCCGCGGAUAUCGCACUAUAAGAGACCCGAGCCUAUCUCCUUCAUCCCUGCUGGCGAAAGGCUAUCAGGCAGCGGCAGUUAUAGUAAUAAUAACAGUGGUGUUAGUGCAACCGCUGGUGGCGACCGUAUCGUCGAUCGUACCACCAGCGUUAAUAGUGGUUGUGGUAACAGCAAUAGUGGUGAUGGUAAUAAUAGUAACAACGGCGGUAGCGGUUUCGACGGUUGGGAAUCGAGGCAGCAAUUGCAACGCAGCAGCAUCAACCGCAUCGAAUACCGGGCCGAAAGGACAGCAAAUAGUGACGUACUGCGGGGUACUGGGAACGUCUAUAGUGAAGUCUCCGCUAUCACCGCAGUUCCAAACGACUCCAAUCGAUCAUUGUGCUUGACACCGUUGUCGCCUGAUGAUAGUGAAAGGGGCAACCACCAUCCGAAUGGGGAUAGACACGACGGCGGUGUCAUUAUGGCCAAUGAAAUUGCGAGCAACAUGAUUGACCACAUCGACAGGAGAGACAGGAGCGAUAGGAGUCGAGGCGCGAGAGAAGAGAGAAACAGAGAGAGGGAAUUCAGGAAUAGAAGUAGUAUCACUAGUUAUGCAGGUAUCUACGGUGAAACCUCUAGCGCUCCUAUUUAUACCGAUAAUGCCAUUGGUACCACUGCGAUCUUGCUGCCGACUGAUGGAUUCGAAAGGUUGGGAAGUACCGGGCAAUACGUCGACUAUCGCACGGAAUAUACAACAAUAAGCAACCCGGAACAGAAAAGGCGUUACAAAGAAGAGUUCAACGCGAACUAUGAUGAAUAUCGUAGGUUACACUCCCAAGUACUCGUAACUGCAAAUCGCUUCACGCAUUUGUAUACACUAUUGCAAGAUCAAAAGAAAUCGGGCAACAUGAUCGAGAGUGAGGAAACUAAAGAACAGAUAUAUCGCGAGUACAAAGAGACUAAACAGAAUCCAGUAUACCAGCAGAUGAAGGAACGAUUUGACUAUCUGCACAAUAAGCUGAGCCAUAUAAAACGACUGAUCUUAGAGUACGACAGUGAGAACGCCGCCGGCAGAAUGUCGAUUCCGAAUACCAUUGAUAACGGUAUAAUUAGUAACUCCAUGAACAUCGGCAGCAACAACAUCGGGGGUAUCGAUCAUCGGCAUUACUGACAUAAACUGAAAAGACCGCCUCUUAUUCCUCCCCUCUUCCUCGAUUCUGUCAACGUUGCCGUAGAAUCUGCAUUUUCUCGGCAUGUUCUAAGGCUGAUCUUUCACGGUCCAUAUGGUUCCUGUGUUCUAUCACCGGAAAGUCAAGUGACUCGAAAUGGCUCGAUGCAAGAUCUCGUGUACAAUAUUUGUCAUAAAGCAUCUUGCAAUGAUGAAUAUACAUCGUACGCGAAAUACUCUUCCUGCAAAUCUUCCCCACGUCUCCGUUGCAAGAGUCGUCGAUUGCGACAAUUUCCACGACGGCGACGGUCUCGCCGACUCUCGUCAUCACGGUAAGGCUCGCGCAUCAACUUCGAUCAAUACUAAAUACUGCAUGAAGGCUAUUGACAAUCGAGUACAUUCAAGAGAUAGAUACCCAUUCGGAAUAUAGAAAAAUGAAAAUAAGGGCAUUCUGAUGAUCAGCGAACAUAAAAUUGUGCGGGGACGUAUGGAGAUUUAAAGCUGGUCCUGUAACGACUGAGGAAGACAUUGUAGAAAAUCGAAGAGAGAAGAGGCGCAACGGGAAAGACGUAGUUAAACUCUAUAAUAAGUUACUUACCGUGCGCACGUCCAAGUGUCGUCCACUUUAAGAGUACGUAAAUAAAAAAAAGAAAAAAAAAUGAUAUGAUUGUGAGAAGAGGGUCCAAGAGAUAAUAAGGCUUACCGCGUGCCACGUCCGGGUUUCUUUUUGUCCGCCGGAAGGAGAAAAGAAAACUGGCUCGCAAAACACUUAUAACAUAUACAUGCAUACUCUUUAUCCAUGAGCUGGUACGAAUCUCGCUCGCGAUUCGUGCGUUGCUCAUCGCAACUUGAGAAAGGGCUUGAAAAAAAAAAAGAAAAUCGGGUUACCUUCCUGUAUGUGAGAGAGAGAUCAUAGUACUUCGUGAAUUUAAGAUUCUUUGUUACUUCUUCGUUCUUUUUUGCCUUCGCUGAUAUGUUCUAUGAUAAUGUAUUGAUUAUCUGAUAGGUAUGGUCGGUUGACAAGAAAAAAAAACGAGACGAUAAACAGCCUUAAGGGAAAAGAAAAUAAAAGCAAAAGAAAUUUAAUGAUCGCGUAAAUUAGCAACUCAAGCAAGUAAAAAUGUAUAUAAUUUUAACUAUUUUUUAAGUUACGUAAACUAGUGAAUUUUUUAGAGGCCAAAUCACUUUGAUUUUAUAACGGUUUUGAUUAUAAAAAGAUAUGGUAUAUACAAUA